AUGUUGCCCCGCCUCCGACCAUUCACCCAGGCCUUCUCACGACAACCUCCACUGACAAGAUUCAUACCCAAAAGUCAACCGUUUCGUUUCGCAAGCACAAUGGCGCCAGUCCUCCCCUCCGACCGCAGACCAAUCGUCAUCUCCGGCCCCUCGGGCGUCGGCAAGGGCACCCUCUACAAGCUCCUCUUCGAGCGCCACCCAGACUCCUUCGCCCUCUCCGUCUCCCACACCACCCGCGGCCCGCGACCCGGCGAGGCGGACGGCGUCGACUACCACUUUGUCACAAAGGACGCCUUUGACGACCUCGUCAGCAAGGACGGCUUCGUCGAGCACGCGACCUUUGGCAGCAACUCGUACGGCACCUCAAAGGCCACCAUUGAGGAGCAGUCCGCCAAGGGCAAGCUUGUCGUUCUCGACAUCGAGAUGGAGGGAGUCAAGCAAAUCAAGACGUCAAACUUCCCCGCCCGCUACGUCUUCAUCGCGCCCCCCUCAGAAGAAGAGCUCGAGAAGCGCCUCCGCGGCCGCGGCACCGAGAAGGAAGAGAGCAUCCAGAAGCGUCUCGCGCAAGCCAAGCUCGAGCUGGCCUACUCCAAAACACCCGGCGUUCACGAUCUGGUUAUUGUCAACGACGACCUCGAGAAGGCCUACAAGACUCUCGAGGACUUUGUCUACAACCCUUCUCAGUAG
Messenger RNA from Colletotrichum tamarilloi, 687 nucleotides. Its product is annotated as guanylate kinase. Gene Ontology annotation, biological process: purine nucleotide metabolic process. Gene Ontology annotation, cellular component: cytosol. The transcript is spliced from 3 exons. Lineage: Eukaryota; Fungi; Ascomycota; Sordariomycetes; Glomerellales; Glomerellaceae. Bases 1 to 687 code for a protein of 228 amino acids. Gene Ontology annotation, molecular function: GMP kinase activity. The record is from RefSeq and is a predicted model, not a curated record.